Colletotrichum destructivum is the source of this 2173-nucleotide messenger RNA. RefSeq lists its product as uncharacterized. The coding region runs from base 1693 to 2160 and encodes 155 amino acids. The record is from RefSeq and is a predicted model, not a curated record. NCBI's taxonomy places the organism in Eukaryota, Fungi, Ascomycota, Sordariomycetes, Glomerellales, Glomerellaceae. The transcript has 4 exons.
CCUGACACCUCCCUGACGUGCUUCCAUUUCCAGAAGGACGGGGCUGUCUAGCCCUUCCCCCCAAAACCAACUAACCCGCCGCUUGUACUACCCAGCUCUGGAAAGUUCCCCGUCGAGAACCUUUUCUCUUCGGGGAGGGCGAUUGUUCGGACGGGUUUCCAACCAAGGUAACAGACUGGCUUCUCUUGAGUGCCGAAAAAAACAAACCAGAAAAAAGGACGGGGGGCAUGGCGAGCAGCGGGCCCGUAGUUGCGGCGGUGCUGAUAGCUGAAGGGAUCCCAUCCCGCCUACGAAGAUGAGCGGAGUCCCUGGCGUGCACUAGCAGCGUCAGAAAGGCUCUUCAUCCGGUCAGAACCACCGGGCAUAUCUGCAUCCUAACCCCCCCCCCCCAGUCCUCCUUUCUUUUUCUUGCUAUAGUAUUGUCGGGUUGUUACCAUGUCUGUUGGUUGAUCCAAACACGCACCACUGCUCUGUCUGACACAAAACUGUUUAUAUUCGCCUCUUUAACCGUCCCUUUGCCGGGAGCAGCUGCCCAUGGUUGCGAAGCCGUGGGGGUGCCAGUGUUCCUGGCUACCCUGUCAGACUGCUGGCCGUCGAGCUAAUUACUAAGUUGCAAGCAGACUUUUGAAAUUGCCUUAACCAGUACCUAGUGUUCUGGGCACUCGCCAUCACAAAUUUUUCGGUCCAGACCGGAGUCGGGGUUUCACAGCCAUCGAUCGAACGGUCGAACGAGUCACUGAGAGUGGCUUUUUGUUUCUAUCCACCUUUUGGCAGCAUUUGCCUGCUGGGGCGGCGGCUAUUAUAAUUGAGGUCUUGAACCCAAUCGAGGCGAAAUGGAAUCGGUAGCUGGAGCCUAGGCGUAUCAGCAACAAUGACCACCUCCACGCGAGGAACGUGGGAGGCUCUGACAACACGCCGCGUGGCUCUUGUUUCUUUUCCUUGUUUAGGUGUUCACCGGCAUCAUCAUACCGUACCCUAGGACAUGCAAUAAAAUAGAGAGACAAGUUUAGUUCGAUUCGAAUCAAUAACCGUGAUUUCCAACCAUCGUGAAUUUUCUGAAGCAUCCGAACUCGAUCAUCACCAUAAGCGGCAGCAAGACGACAAAGCGCAGAGAGCUCUGGGCGGCUUCUCCAUAGCCGAUGCUGCCAAAGCCCAGACGUGAGGGGGAACAAAUGGGUUGUCGAUCGAUGACUUGGCGGUCUUUCGAACUUCCAAAAAAACUGGUUCUGAACUUAAGGUCGAACGGUCAACAAGAGGCGACCUGGACCAAAACCGUACUCGCUUUGCCCUGGCGUCAGCAAGGACAACCGAAAUCCGACCUACGAGUAUUGCUAACGAGGAAAACACGGAAGCAAAAUGGUAUACAUCUCCAAGGGCCGGUACACUUCGGAGAAAAGAAGAUAACGAGAAGCGACAGAACUCAGAAGGCCGUCCGAUCACGUGCAAGCACAAAUACGGGCGCACAGCAGCGGUGCUUUGAAUUCGAGACUGGAAAGAAUUUCGGACUUGUGGACGAAGUUUUUUUCUUAUAGGUUCCGGCACUAAACGAAAAGAACUACCCAAGACCUGAAUAGAGGAGAACGUGAGGCACUUGCUUGUUUUUUUCUUCUUGCCGAGUUGUCGACUUUGAGACGUUGAAAGGAGCGAAAGCGUCCAAAGACCGAGAUUUCGACUGCUUUAGACCUUUGGAUCAUGGACGAACAUUGGCGAAAAAAGUCCAUUUCUCGGCAACUAAGCGAUGGCAAGCGUUUAGUUGUGUGGACUUGGGUAGCUCUGGUACCAAGUUUGAAGAAGCAACCCCGUUUGUCCAUUCUACGUGUUGUUGGUCGUUGCCAGCGAAAAAUCAGCUUUUCCGCGGACCGAACCGGCGACCAAAGCGUUCCCCCCCGUACGGUCGUUCCCCCGGUUCAAACCAAACUACGGGAAACCCUAUACCAGAUGUCUCACAACUCUUUACAGAAUCCUAUACACGGACGGGUAACGAGGACGGGCAUACGGCACAAAUACGAGACAAACGAGCCAAUAACGACCCCGGGAAGACUAUACAAACGAAUCAGAAGCCCUCCCCGGCUCCCUAGAUCCCACCUGCUUGGGCCCUUUAGCAAGGUAGCCUUCCCCGCUGGUUUGAGCUGGAUCGGAUGGGCUGACCAGCGUUUCUAGUCGCGGCGGGAAA